CCGCAUUCCGCGGACCCAGCUCCCAUUCUCCAGCAGCUGCCCUCGCGCGCUCCAAGGAACCUGCGCUACCGCGCGCUGCGCGCUCCGAACUCGCCAUGCGAACCGCGCCGCUCGCCGCGCUCUGCCUCGGCGCGCUGCUCGGCUCCGUCGUGGAGCCGCAGCCCAGCAGCGCCAGCCCCGACUCGGGGGGAGACGCCGAUUGGCCCGAGCCCAGCGCCGAGGAGAUGCGCGCCCUGGGCGCGCUGCUGGCGCGCUCCCGCUGCGGGGACGAGACGCUCUGCGUGCCGUGCUUCAACGGCACGGCGGGGGCGUGGGCACCGCUCGGCCCCGCGGCGGACGGCGUCAGUGGCCCUCACGCGGCGCUGCUGCUACUGCACUUGCUGAGGGAGCCCGGCCGCGGCUGCGGGCCGGGCCAGGGCGCCCCCCUGCCGCUCGCCUUCCUCCUGGACAGCCUCGUGAGGGCCGCCGGCGGCAGUGGCGGCAGUGGCGGCCUCUCCUCCUCGCAGACGCUCGGGCUCCUGGACUCCACUCGGAGCGGCUUCCCCCCCGCCACGCGCCUCUUCCAGAAGUGCAUGGACGCUGCCGCGCGGAGAGCGGUCCCGGCACGGGUGGUGGAGGAACGGCAGCUCGAGCACGUGGCCGGGCUGUUCCUCGCUGGGGCUCACCGCUGCUUGAGGCACGCGCUCCUCACUCCAGACUUCUUCCUCGACCACAUAUUCGCCACGCACAGCAGCGCGGCCGACGCCAUGACAGAGGAAGACCUGGCUGCCUUGCUAGAGCUCCUUCGUCUGGGCACGACGGAGGAAGGGCACGGGGACCACCAUGAGGAGCAGGCGCACGACGGCGAGGAGAAGCACCGUGGGCCCGAGGGGACGUGCUACAGCGCGCACGAGCUCUUCGACGUCUUCGAGUUCAAUUCGAGCGGCGUCGCCCGGCGCAACUUCUCCGCGCUCGCCGUGGCCAUCGUCCAGCAGCUGCUGAGCGGGGCCUGCUGGGUCCACGGCGACGAGGAGGCGACGGCGCCCGGCGCGGCCCCCACCACUGUGGAGAAGUAUGGAUAUGGAACCUUGGCGGUGCUGGUGGUGAGCCUUUCCUCCCUGAUGGGAGUCGCUGUCAUCCUGUUCACGUCGUGCCAGGAAACUUACCGAGUCAUCCUGCAGACCUUCAUCGCUCUGGCUGUGGGCACCCUCUCCGGAGAUGCCACCUUGCACCUGAUCCCCACGAUGCUGGUCCUGCACGACCACAGUGAUGGUCACAACCACGCCGAGGAGGACUUUGUCGAGAAAAACAGUCACGUGUGGAAGCUGAUGGCUCUCCUGGGAGGAAUCUACAUGUUCUUCUUGGUGGAGAAGAUCUUCCAUCUGCUGAUCGCUUCAUCUCAAGGGCAGGAUGGCGGCCAGGAACGCGAGCAGCAGCAGCAGCAGCAGCAGAACCACUGCGGACACUCGCACGACCUGGCGCUGCGCGACUCGUUCAGAGCCGGCAAGGCCGGGCGUGGCACGGCCUCCACCACACGCCUCGACACGGAGGAAGAGGCCGAGGUGACCCCAACGUUGGUCGCGCUUCCGAAGCAUCGUGGCACGUUCAAAGGAAUGAGUUCCCUGGCCAUCAUGAUCCUGGUUGGCGACAGCAUCCACAACUUUGCCGACGGGCUGGCCAUGGGUGCUGCCUUCUCGGCCUCAAACCGCGCGGGCCUGACGACUUCGCUCGCCAUCUUCUUUCACGAGGUUCCUCACGAGAUAGGGGACUUUGCAGCGCUGCUGAACUCCGGGAUGAGAGUGUGCCCAGCCCUCGUCCUCAACUUCAUUAGCUCUCUCACGGCCUUCACGGGGCUCUACGUGGGCCUGUCCCUCUCCAAUGACACCAUCGUGCAGCAGUGGAUAUUUUCUGUAACCGCCGGCAUGUUCUACUACAUCUCUCUCGUCGACUUGAUGCCGGAGCUGAUGAAAGUCACCGGUAAAUUCCCCUGGGUGGUGUUUGCGCUGCAGAACGUGGGCCUGCUGGCAGGAUGGAGCAUCAUGGUUCUGCUGGCCGUCUUUGAGGAUCAAAUCUCUAUAUGAGACAUUAGUCACACACGCACACGCGGUGAUUAGCUGGUGUGAGACAUGCACACUCUCUGUUGAACACAAUCAUCUCGUGUAUGCUCACUCCUGCUCAGGACCAACAGUACGUGUGGAUUUGAAUGCGUUAUAUUCAUGAUUGGCGUACAGUGACAAAUGGCUCAAUAUUACAUUUGUCGUGUUUAUGUACUGUAUCACAACAAAAGGGCUGUGGGAAAAUGCUUAAAAUUUUGAGAAUACUGUGAGAUACAUGAACACUAACUCUUUAUAUUGCAAUGUGGUGGUGGGCAAACUGUUUUUGAUUGUCAUGUUAUUAUUAAUUCACUUGUUUACUCAGUAAGCCUCGCUGAGUUUCAAGACUCUUUCAGAAUGGUCCUGCCAAGGAUUGCAGUAGGGGCCGAUUGUUGCUGUGUGUAAUCCCUGUUGAGUAAUCUGCUGGAAGUUUUGUCAGAUGUUUAACCAAAACCGGUUACAUUAUGGGGGUUGUUUUAAGCUAUGGGAGGAAACCAGAGUACUCGGAAGGAACCUUAGGAGCAGAUUCGGAAGAACAAUCAAGCUCCAAAGAUAAAUGUCCCUGAGUCAGGAAUGGAAUCCAGGAGCUAAUUGCGUUCGGCACUAACGUUCCCACUGUGCCACCCGGCCACCCUUUUGAAAUUGCCUCUCACGCAUGCCACAUUCACGGGAUGUGUGUGCGUGUGGAAAUGUGUGGCAAAGAGGGGUAGCAUUGAUCUUGUGCAAGCUGUGUCCUGUAGCUUGGAUUGCCUGUGGAAGAACGAGAUAUCAGACCUGGAAUCUUCCCGUAGACAAUGGCAGUGGUUUCAUGUCACUAAUAAAGCAGCCACGUGGGCCCCAUGAAGGCUUUCUUGGUGAACUAAGGUUUUCCAUUUCUGUCAUUAAGUUGCCCAGAUGAGUCAUCUCCCCCUCUAACUAAAUUCCCACGCCCCGAUGUAUCACAAUAUAUUGAUAAAGUAGCAUUUUAGAAAAGUAUGAUUCAACUUACAACGAAUAGUUCCUCCGUUGCUUUGUGGGGAUUGUCAUCCACAGCAGAGAAGCCCAUGCUGACGGAGCCCUGGACCUCACUGAAGGACUCAGUUCAUUUCCAGUGUGAAUGCAGGAGGCUAUAAUAAUCUGUGUAAAGCACGAUGUGAAUGUGUUUUUUACUCUACAUAUACAUACAUUUUGUAUCCCUCAGAGCUGGUGGGGAAAAUAAAGUGCAACAACUACAGAA
This is a messenger RNA of Petromyzon marinus (sea lamprey), 3288 nucleotides long. Its product is annotated as zinc transporter ZIP12-like. NCBI's taxonomy places the organism in Eukaryota, Metazoa, Chordata, Hyperoartia, Petromyzontiformes, Petromyzontidae. Gene Ontology annotation, cellular component: plasma membrane. The record is from RefSeq and is a predicted model, not a curated record. Gene Ontology annotation, biological process: intracellular monoatomic cation homeostasis; zinc ion import across plasma membrane. Gene Ontology annotation, molecular function: monoatomic cation:bicarbonate symporter activity; zinc ion transmembrane transporter activity.